Cetraspora pellucida is the source of this 396-nucleotide messenger RNA. The record is from the annotation of a GenBank genome assembly. Lineage: Eukaryota; Fungi; Glomeromycota; Glomeromycetes; Diversisporales; Gigasporaceae.
AUGGAUCAAGUUAAUAUUCCAGGAUUUGUCAAUUGUACACCAUCAUCAUUUCAAAAUAAAAUCUCGAAUGAAAUUGAUAACACAAAAAGUAAAUUAGAUUCUAAUGAAUCUAUCUCCAGUAGUAAAUUUUGGACCGAUUCUGAAACCAAAGCUUUGCUUUCUUUUCUUAGUGAUAAUUUUGGUUUAUAUCGUAAAAACAAAACAAAAUUUUAUGCUGCAGUUGCAAUUAAUAUCGGUAAUAAUAGAACUAGUAUGCAAGUUGAUUCAAAAAUUCAAUCUAAAUGGCCAUAUUUAGAUGAAAUGAAUGAAUUAUUCGGUAAUAGAGAAAAUGUGAAACCCGAUUAUUUGAUUUCUAGUAUUGAUGAUAAUAAGUUAAAAAAAUCUGGUUUAAAAUAA